GCGGCGACUGGAAGUCCCAAACAUCGUGCAGAUCACCUUCACUCCAGCACACAUUAUAAAAAGAAUAUGGCACAAGUCGAAUCCAAUGCGCGGGGCAUCCCGAAAGCUCCCUUUGUGGAUAAGGUGGAAGAGUACACGACCGUAGGAGAGGUUGAGACCACCUUGCGCAAGUUCCAGGAAAUGAUUUCCAAGUACAAGUACAUGGAAAUCCACCUUUUGCAACGGAAAAAGAGCCUUGAGACCAAAAUUCCCGAGAUAAAGAAAACUCUAGAGAUGGUGCAAUUUCUGAUUUCCAACCAGGAUUCAUCAACACCACUCGAAACGCACUAUGAGCUGAACGACACCUUAUGGGCCAAAGCCAAAAUAAACCCAUCAAAAACCAAAACCGUUAAUCUCUGGCUCGGGGCAAAUGUCAUGUUGGAAUACUCGACAGCGGAAGCAAAGGACUUGUUGCAAAGUAAACUCGACAGCGCGAAAACGAGUUUAGAACAGGUGGAUGAGGAUCUAGAAUUUUUGAGGGAUCAGAUUACGACGAUGGAGGUGAACACAGCAAGAGUGUAUAACUUUGACGUGAAAUUGAGGAGGAAGCAGAAAGAGAGCGGAGCCGGAAAGGAAUAAACAUGUGCGGUUGCUGGCAAAUGUCAGAUUUUGUGUGGUAGUAAUUAUGAUAAUUGUGUAAUCCCGUAGUUGGGUCUAUCUUCUUCGUCGAAAGGGUGAAUGCGUAGCAGCUCCCUGUCUUUAGAUUAAUCAGCCGGUUAUUGCCGCCCGAAGCCCGUCCACCAUCAGUAUACCUAAUCCCACCGUACUCGC
Molecule: messenger RNA, 810 nt
Organism: Spizellomyces punctatus DAOM BR117
Lineage: Eukaryota; Fungi; Chytridiomycota; Chytridiomycetes; Spizellomycetales; Spizellomycetaceae
Product: tubulin-binding prefolding complex subunit PAC10
Exons: 4
Coding region: 67-618 (183 amino acids)
Biological process (GO): protein folding; tubulin complex assembly; microtubule-based process
Cellular component (GO): prefoldin complex; cytoplasm
Molecular function (GO): tubulin binding
Source: RefSeq, a predicted model, not a curated record